Molecule: messenger RNA, 1780 nt
Organism: Aspergillus ibericus CBS 121593
Lineage: Eukaryota; Fungi; Ascomycota; Eurotiomycetes; Eurotiales; Aspergillaceae
Product: putative MFS transporter
Exons: 4
Coding region: 194-1684 (496 amino acids)
Biological process (GO): transmembrane transport
Cellular component (GO): membrane
Molecular function (GO): transmembrane transporter activity
Source: RefSeq, a predicted model, not a curated record
CACAUUUUAUCCCUCGCUUUAGAUAAGGUCCGACGGUGUACGAGGCGUUCCUUAAAUAAUCACGCGCACUAUGGAUUUUGUCAGAUCUUGAAAGAUCGAUCUGCUGCAGAUUCCCCAUAGGGAAUUUCUUUGAAUCUCGCCGGGAGUGGAGGGGCACCUUUUGAAGCUAAACGAAUCUUGGUCGAUGGCAAAAAUGGAGUACCAAGAAGAACCAAAGCCCGAGCUCAGAUCCCCUUCAUCAUUCAGCCACACGGUGGACCGCGACGUUAGCAACGCUCCCGAUGUCACGGGGCUGGAUGAAAGGAAGGAGAGGCGUCUUAUCCAGAAGAUCGAUCUGCAUAUCAUACCUUUUGUCAUCCUUCUUUACCUGUUCAGCUUUCUCGACAGAGUGAACAUUGGCAAUGCGCGCUUAUACGGAAUGGAGGAAGACCUGGGCUUGGUGGGAGAUCAAUACCAAGUCGCAGUGUCUAUUCUAUUCGUGACUUAUUGUCUCUUCGAAGUGCCGUCAAAUCUGGUGAUCAAAAAGCUCACCCCAUCGCGUUACAUUGCGUCCAUUUCGGUCAUAUGGGGUAUCAUAGCUACUCUAACGGGUAUAACCCAGAACUACGGCGGCCUCAUUGCUUGUCGCAUUCUUCUUGGCGUCGUGGAAGCCGGACUAUUUCCUGGAAUGAUUACGUAUCUCACCCUUUUUUACAGCAAGCGUGAGAUUGCCCUUCGCACAGGAUACCUUUUCAGCAGUGCAGCCAUCGCUGGCGCAUUUGGCGGGCUUCUAGCCUACGGUAUCGGCUACAUGGACGGUGUCGCUGGGCUGCGAGGUUGGAGGUGGAUUAUGAUCAUUGAGGGAAUUCCAACUGUCAUAUUAGGAGUUCUGGCUUGGUUCUUGCUUGCAGAUGACCCUGAUACAGCUUAUUAUCUCGACGAUGAGGAGAAGGCUCUAGUCGUCCGUCUCCGUCGUCGCGACGUGGGCCAAACAUCAUCCGCCCAAAAGUUUCACUGGGCCGAUGUCAAAGAAGGCUCGCUAGACUGGCGGAUCUAUGUCUUCUGCAUUGGUCAGUUCGGCGUCGAUACCAUGCUAUACGGAUACAGCACCUUCCUUCCAACGAUUAUCAAGGGGAUGGGGUCAUGGUCGACCCCCGAAGUACAAGCUCUUACAAUCCCUUGCUACGCAUUGGGCGCAAUUGCGUACCUAAUCGUUGCUUGGGUCAGCGAUAGAACUCAGCGUCGCGGAGUGUUCAUUUGCAUUUUUGCCGCAAUCUCUGUGGUCGGAUACGGGAUUCUCAUAUCCGAUUCUUCCUCUGGGGUUCAUUACUUCGGCGCCUUGCUUAUCGCUCUGGGUUUAUACGUGACAGUUGGAUUACCUCUUGCAUGGCUGCCAACCAAUCUUCCUCGCUACGGAAAGCGUACCUUCGCUACCGGUUUGCAGCUAACCUUUGGUAAUGUCAGCGGGGUCAUGUCUCCUUUCUUGUACAAAACCAAUGAAGCACCGCGCUACGUUCGGGGCAACGCCGUGACCUUAUCUCUAGUAGGGUUUGCGGGAGUCGUCUACGGUCUUAUGUGGUGGUACUACCAUGGAAAGAACAAACGCAGAAAACAUGGCCUGGAGGAUGAUAAAGUCGCAGGAAUGACAGACGAGGAGAUUGAGGAAAUGGGAGACAGAAGUCCUCGUUUUAUAUACAGUACAUGAUGCGGUGCUGAAGCAUCGAGCUUAAUACAUCUCAGAGUAGCUAUUGGCUUGCAGGGCGCAGAAUAACAUGGCUUGUUUCUUGGCAUUGGGAAGCCG